Messenger RNA from Naegleria gruberi, 3891 nucleotides. RefSeq lists its product as uncharacterized. Lineage: Eukaryota; Heterolobosea; Eutetramitea; Acrasida; Naegleriidae. Gene Ontology annotation, biological process: positive regulation of transcription elongation by RNA polymerase II; transcription elongation by RNA polymerase II; nucleosome organization. Bases 1 to 3891 code for a protein of 1296 amino acids. Gene Ontology annotation, cellular component: transcription elongation factor complex. Gene Ontology annotation, molecular function: histone binding; nucleosome binding; DNA binding. The transcript has 3 exons. The record is from RefSeq and is a predicted model, not a curated record.
AUGAGCAGCAAGGAUUACAUUGAAGAGGAAGCCGAGUUGGAUGAUGAGGAAGUUGCUGAACAACCAACCCGAGAUGAUGAUGAAGAUAGUGAGGAAGAGGAAGAAAAUGAAGAUCUUGAUAAAUUUGAAAAGGAUGGUUUUAUCGUAGAUGAUGAUGAGGAAGAUGAUAAUGUACCUCCACCAUAUAUUGAUCCUUUUGAUCAAGGAGAACAAACAUUAAAGAGAAAAGCUAAUCCUUCUAAAAAGAAAAGAAAGUUUAAAAGACUUAAAAAAGGAGAUCUUUUAUCAAAAGAAGUUGAUGAUCUUCGUGAACCUGAACAUUUUGAUGAUGAUGAUGAUGGAGAUGAAUCCGAUUUUAUUGAUAGAGACGAUGAUGAUGUAGAUAUCUUCGGUUCGGGAGAUGAGGAUGACAUGUAUGAUGAUAUGUAUCCUGAAGAAGAUGAUUAUGAAAGAAAAGUUACUUUGAAGGAUAUUUAUGGUCCUGAUUUGCUAGUCGAAAAGUUCUUGACUGAUGAAGACGAAAGAAUUAGAAAUGAAGAUGUCCCUGAAAGAAUUUUAUUAAGACAAGGAAUUAGACAAAUUGAACAAGAAGAAUUAUAUAAUGAAGCUUGUUGGAUUUAUACUCAAGUUUUUCAAUCUGAAGCCGAACUUAGUAUUGACAAAUAUUCUGGAUUAGAAGGAGAUAGAUAUAAUUCUCUUAAAAAUUUAUUUGUUGAAACUAUUAUUAAGGUCUUAAGAUUUAUUUUGCAACUAAGAUAUGAUAUUCCAUAUAUUGCACAAUAUAAGAAAGAGGACUUUGAACAUAUUUUAUAUAAGGAUAGUUUUGGAAAUGAUAGAGAUUUAUGGAAAAUAUUUGAAUGGGACGAGAAGUGGUGUAUUCUUCAAUCAAAGAAGAGUAAACUCAAGCUCUUGUAUGAUAAUGCAAAGUCAGUCAUACCUACCGAAUAUUUGGCAUAUUUUGAAGGAAGUGAAACUUUGGAUGAGAUUAACGACUAUCAUCUUCAUUUUACUACUGUUCUCAAUGAAGAAUCAGAAAAUCAACUUACUACCCUAAAGAGACCUACUAAGAGAGAUUUAUAUACUAUGGCUAAGAAAGAGGGUUUGGCAAUUUUAGCAUCACAAAUGUCUCUUUCAUCAUAUCAAUAUGCUGAAAAUUUAGAAAGUACUUUCCAAAUUGUUGAAACCCAAGAUCAUGCACUUGAUCCUGCUUCUGCUGCUGAAGUUUUUAAAACUAGAACUUUUGAAAGUAUUGAAAGUGUUUUGGGGGGUGCAAGACAUAUUUGUGCAUUCCAAAUUGCUCAUGAACCUAAGAUCAGACAGCUAGUUCGUCGUUGCUUUGAAAAUAAUUCUACUAUCAAAGUGAAAUUGACCAAGAAGGGUAAAUCUGUUGAAGGCUCGGAUAUUAUUUCUCUCUUAGAAGAUGGUAGAACCAUGUUUACCAAGUUCAGAGAUGAAUGGGCUGCUCACGUCAGAUAUGCUCAUGACAAUAAGGAAAGCUUCCUUAAAUUAUUGAAGUACGAAAAUCUAGGUCUUAUCAAGGUAUCUUUAUUCUUAGAAGAUAGACACUUUGAUGGGUUGUUAAAAGCAGAUGUGCUUUAUUUGAGCCAAAAGCACUCUCAAAUUGCAACUUUAUGGAAUGAACAAAGAAUUAAGAUUAUUGAAGAAGCAAAGGGUAUUUUGAACAAAACUAUUCAACAUUCUGUAAAAACUAUUCUUAGAAAUAAGGCUGCAGACUUUGUUUCUGAUUUGUGUGAAUCCAAUUUAACAAAGAUGUUGUUUGAAGAGAGUCCUUAUGGUAAUAACCCAAGAGCUAAGUUUGAUUAUGACGAAUUCUUUGAAGAUGAAAAGCCAAGACCAACCAAAUACAAAAUCCUCAGUUGUGUUCCUGGUGGUGAAGAAGGCGAAAAGACAACUUGGGUUAUGCUUGAUGAAAAUGGUACUAUGAUUGAUAAGAAAGUUUGGCCAAUUGGCCAUCCUCACACAACUGGUAAUACUAGCGAUUCUGACAGGCAACUGAUCGACUCUAUGGUCAAGAGUGUAAAUGAUAUGAUCGCAUCUCAUCAACCAUCUGUUGUUGCUUUGGCUGCAUGUGGAGGUUUGAUUUUCAAGAAAAUGAAAGAAGCCUUUGAACGUACAAAACAAGGAGGUACAAUCUUCAACAUUAACUAUGAAAUCGUUCCUGAUGAUAUUGCAAGAAUCUAUGAAAAUUCAUCAAGAGCUACAAAUGAAUAUCCACAAGAAAAUAACGUAGUUAGAAGAGCUAUUUCUGUUGGUAGAAGAUUGAGAGAUCCAUUGACAGAAAUUUGUGGACUUUUUAAUAACGAAGAACUCCUUUGUUACAAGUUCCAUGAGCUUCAAGAUAUGGUUCCAAAAGAACAACUUGUAAAGUCACUUGAAAAGUCUCUUGUUAGAGUUGUUAACCGUGUUGGUGUAGAAAUUAAUAGAAUUGUCUUGUUCCCUCAAUUACAACCAACUUUGAGAUUCCUCAGUGGUUUGGGUCCAAGAAAGGCAGAACUCUUAAUUAAUAAGAUCAAACAAGAAGAUAGCGUCUCUGACAGAGAAUCUAUUAACAAUAUCCUGAACGAACAACGAAAUGUUGCUUUGAACAGUAUUGGUUUCUUGAUUGUAAGAAGACCACCAACUAUUGCUGCCAGAGACUCUAUGGCCAGAGCUUUCAAGGUUAUCGAUGCUACCAGAGUUCACUUAUUGUCUUAUCCUCUUGCUAAGAAAAUGGCUGAAGAUGGUCUGGAAACUGAAAAUUUAAAGACUGAAAAGAUUCACAAAAUCUUCAAAAAGCCUCAAGCAUUGGACGAAUUAGAUUUGGAUGCCUAUGCUGACGAACUCGAAAAGAGAAAUUAUGGUAAGACUCAUAUUACUUUGAAGGAUAUCAAGGAAGAACUUAAAUAUCCAUUCAAAGACCCUAGAUAUGAAUUCAAGAGUAUCAACAAUGAUGACGAGAAGGUAUUCGAACUUGUGACUCAUGAAACUAAAAAGUCUUUGGCACCUGGUCAACAAGUGUUUGCUACAGUUGUAACCGUUGGCGAAAGAAUCAUAUUUUGUAAAUUAGAUAAUGGUCUUUAUGGUGUUAUUGCAUUGUAUAACCGAAAUGUCUCUCUAAGGGAAGGAGAAGAAAGAUACUUUGAAAUUGAAAGAGUUGAAUACAAGCAAUUCAAAGUACAUCUUGUACCUCCAAAAGAAGAUAUCUAUGCACCAAAGGCAGAAUCUAUUAUGGAUCAACACCGUAAAUCAGCCCCUUCAAAGAAGAGAUUCCACAGACAAAUUGACCAUCCACAAUUUAAAGACUUUGAUUAUUCUCAAGCUGUUGCCUUCUUAGCUGAUAAGGGUCCUGGUGAAUUAGUCAUUCGACCAAGUAGUAAGGGAUAUGACCAUUUAGCUAUCACAUUUAAAUUUAGCACUAAUCUUUAUAUCAACUAUGAUAUUGAAGAAGAAAAGAAAGGAAAGGAUAUCAAUUCACUUGGUAGUACCCUUAAAGUUAAUGGAAAGAUAUUUAGUGACUUGGAUGAAGUUAUCUUUUAUUGUGUUGAAAGUUUAAUGGAAUAUUCAAAUCAAUUAAUGUCCAGUAGCAAGUAUUUUAAUGGUAACAGAGAUGAAUUGAAGGUUCAUUUGAGAGAAGAAAAGAAAAAGAAUCCAAGUGUUAUCCCAUAUAAGAUUGUCAUGAGUACUUCCAAAGCAGCAAGGUUCUAUUUCUUCUAUCUUCCUGGAAGACAUACACUCCAAGAAAAAUCAUUCACCGUUACACCUGAUGGUUAUUACUUUGCUGGAAGACAAUUCAAAGAUACUGUAAAGUUAAUUAAUGCAUUCAAGAAAUUAUGUCAAUCUGAUGCAUCUAACCGAGUUCAACCAAGUCACCAAGGUGGACAAUGGGAAUAA